Molecule: messenger RNA, 3393 nt
Organism: Amyelois transitella
Lineage: Eukaryota; Metazoa; Arthropoda; Insecta; Lepidoptera; Pyralidae
Product: aminopeptidase N
Exons: 15
Coding region: 4-2814 (936 amino acids)
Biological process (GO): proteolysis; peptide catabolic process
Cellular component (GO): cytoplasm
Molecular function (GO): zinc ion binding; peptide binding; metalloaminopeptidase activity
Source: RefSeq, a predicted model, not a curated record
AACAUGCUGAAAAUAAGCAAUUUGGGAAUAUGUUUGUGGCUCAGCGCCGUGGCACACUGUCUCCCACCGGACAAGGUGUCAGCAGGCCACAUCAUCAAGACUAGGAGUAUAGACCUCAACAAUGCGCACGGGCUGGCCAUGGAGACACGUUUGGACAGGAUCGUGGAACCGAGUGGCUACAAACUGGAUUUGGAGCCGUACAUGGAAGACGGCAUCUUCAAGGGCAAAGUCAGCAUCAACGUGACAUUUCUAAAAGAUUCCGACGUCAUCGUCAUUCAUUGCAGCCACGAUUUGAAGAUCGAGAAAGUUGAUAUCACAGUUUCUUUCUUUGACGGUCAUAAAGUCGAAGUGACCGAAGUGACAAGGGACGCCAGAAAGCCAAUAGCAACUUUGCACCUGAACAAGGUGGUCCCCGAAGGAAGCAAGGGGAACCUGGACCUGAGCUUCAACGGGAACAUGGAGACAGAGCAUACUGAAGCCUUCUUCAAGACCACUUAUAUGGAACAGGAGGAGGAGAAGAUAGUUCUGGGGACUUCUUUCCGCCCAAACAAUGCAAGGCGAAUGUUCCCAUGCUUCGACGAGCCGGAGUACAAGGUUGUGUUCGAGUUGAGCGUGGUGAGACCUAAAAAUAUGGUCGCUCUGAGCAACGUCCCCGUUGAGAAGACAACAGAGAUCGAAGGGGAGCCAAAUGCUGUGUGGGACCACUUCGAGCAGACUCCCCCCAUGUCCACCUUCACCCUGGGCUUGGUCAUCGGAGACCUGAAGCAGGUCAACAUGAGUGUCUUCAAGGACAGACUUGGCAAUAAUAUUGAGCUCCGCGUCUGGGGCCGCACAGAAUACGUCCCAGCCCUGGUUGGAGUCAUGGAUAAGAUCCUCCUGGUUUACAAACAGAUCACCCAGCUCAUGAAGUCUCCACUGCCAGUCAGCCGCUUGGAUUUCGUCGCUUUACCGAAUUACCAGGGUGUGAAGCCAGCUGAUAACUGGGGACUCAUCAUAUUCAAAGAGAGUGAUCUGAGCAGUAAAGGCUACCUUCAGCUAUCGCAAGAGAUCCUGUACCAAUGGCUGGGUUCCUUAGCUACACCUGUGUGGUGGUCAGACGCCCACAUAAAUAAGGCGCUUGUUGGCUAUUUGGCGGCAGAUAUUGCUUUUAAGGUGAACGGCGGUUCAGAAAUGGAAGGCAAGUGGCCGAUGACAGUCCUCUACUCCAUCUACUACGAGUUCAGCAAGCGUUACCCCCACUCCCGCAUCACGGGCAUGAAGCAGGAGACGGCAUGUACGAAGAUCGAGCUGCUUUUCAGGAUGUUCAACUAUACCCUUGGUGCAGAGACCUUCAAGAAAGGAUUGAGGAUGUUCAUUGAGUCGCGGAAAUUCCAAUCGUUUACUGGCGAUGAUAUUUGGGAGAAUUUGAACGCAGCUGCUCGGACUGACUCCAAGAUACCCCAAGACCUGAAUAUCAAGGAUAUAGUGAAAAGCUGGAUAGACAAAGAUAGACUGCCUGUUAUUAACGCGGAGAGGAAGUAUGACAGCAACACACUAGUUGUCACACAGAAAGUGUUCUUACGGGAGCGUCCUCACGAUGUGCCCGAUGCUUCCAAGAUGUCCUGGUUGGUGCCCAUCAUCAUCGCUAGGGAAGACCGCCUUAACUUCUCCGACACUGUACCAGGGAGCUGGCUGAAGGACAAGAAGGAACUGGCGAUCAAGUCCAUGCCGAAGAAGGAACAGUUCAUCAUUGUUAACCCUGAGGAAAUUGGGCCGUUCCCGGUCAACUACGACCAGCAUAACUGGAACCUCCUCUCCAACUACCUUCAAGGAAAAGACCGUCUCAAGAUCCCGGAGCUGACCAGAGCUAAGCUUCUCCACGACGCGUGGAACCUGGCUUACGCCGGAGACCUGUCGUUUGCAACUGCUUUGAAUAUGACGCUGUUCUUGAAGGAUGAGAGGCACCAUCUUGUUUGGGAUCCGGUGUUCACGAUGAUCGAUCACAUUGGGAGGCAUAUCUGUGCGUGUAUGCAAGGGAAGUUCAUGGCAUACGUCAGGACUCUCCUUACUCCUCUCUAUGAAGAGCUGACGAAGAACGAGACAGAAGACGAAGAGAACUGGCGCAAGAACCUUCGGACCCUGACGAAGAACUUCCUCUGCCAAGCCGGGUACAAACCUUGCAUCAAAGAAGCCCAGGAACAGUACAGCAAGUGGAUGGAAGCCAAGAAUCCUGAUGAAGGGAAUCCAAUAUCAAACCAGUACAUCUGUCCAGUCUUCAAAUGGGGUACCAUCAAAGAGUGGGAGUUUGGUCUCCAGAGGGUCAUAAACUUCCCCCCCUCGAGGAAACAGAGCGAGAGGACGUACCUCCUCAAGACCCUGGCUGGGUGUCCGAUAGAAGAGUCCAAAAUCAACAGGCUAUUGAACAUCACGAUCCUGGAGGGCAACGGGAACUUCACGGAGACAGACCUGUUCCUGAUCUUCAGCAUGCUGACCGGGGGCUCCCAGGGGUACACCACGCUGUUCCACUUCCUCAAUAACAACUGGGAUGUGUUGAAGGAGAAAUUCAUAAGUAAAACCAACCUAUGGGAUAACCUCAUUACUUCAGCCACCUCUCAGUUCACCACAGAGCAAGGCCUGGAGCUAGUAUCAAACCUGUACGUCGCCCACCAAGGAGAAUUCGCUUCAGCCGAACACAUAAUCGAGAAAUCUAUGAGGAACAUUCGAGAAGAAGCGAAAUGGUCCGCUGAUAACCUGCCAGUGAUAGAGGAAUGGUUAGACGCGUAUCUGGCAAAGAACGGUGUUAAAGAUGAAAGUAAGAGUUUUUUCGAAACGUAAAUUUGAUUUAUGAAAUUGGAACACUCUUUUGAAUGUAAUAAUGUUAUUUUUUUUAAGUCCAUCAAGUUAUUUUUACGUUCACCGAUUUCGAGAUUAACCAUUUUAUUUGUUUUUCAUUAGGUACCGUAUUGUGUAAUUUUGCUAAUCUUAAGCCUCGCUUUUAAAAUUGGAACAACUUGUUUUAAAGUAAGAGUGUGAAUGCACAAUUAAACAAAACGGAAUGAAGGGUGAAUGACUAUAUUAUGAAUAACAAGUUUUUAAUCAUUCAAUACAGUAUGUUUUUUUUUUAAGAUUUAUCAAUAAUUCUUUUAAGUUUCGAAUUUAAUUUUGUUCAAUCUGUGUUUAUAAUAAAUUGAGCAAUUGUGUUGGAAGAUAAAUAUUUUUUUAGGUUAAGUUUGAAGUACAGGGACACUAAUUAAUUAAUUGAAAUACAUUUGGAAAGUGACUUUUAAAAACUACUGACUGAAAAAUAAUGGCGUGAUUACAAAAAACAUCUGGUUCAAACAAAAUCGUUGCUUUAGAGCUGCCUCUUGUCUUAGAUAGGUGGUAAUUUUACAUUUAGGCAAUAAACUUUAUACA